GAUCAUUCCCAGCUUUUGCAUUGCUAGCUUUUCUUCAGGCCAAUUUAUUUCCUUACGAUAAUGAAGAAGUAUCCAGUGGUGAGCCGGGACUAUGAGGCGGCGGUGGAGAAAUGCAAGAAGAAACUCAGGGGUUUAAUCGCAGAGAAGAACUGCGCUCCGAUCAUGCUGCGUUUGGCAUGGCACUCAGCUGGAACAUAUGAUGUGAAAACAAAAACAGGAGGGCCAUUUGGGACAAUCAGGAACCAUCAAGAGCUUGCUCAUGGAGCUAACAACGGCCUCGACAUUGCUGUUAGGCUGUUGGAACCAAUCAAGCAACAAUUCCCCACUCUCAGCUAUGCAGACUUUUACCAGCUAGCCGGUGUUGUUGCUGUUGAAGUAACCGGAGGGCCAGAGAUUCCUUUUCAUCCUGGAAGACCGGAUAAAAAUGAAUCACCACCAGAGGGUCGCUUGCCUGAUGCCACGAAAGGCACAGACCAUUUGAGGGAAGUUUUCGGGCACAUGGGACUGAAUGAUAAAGACAUUGUGGCUCUAUCGGGUGGACACACCCUGGGUAGGUGCCACAAGGAGAGGUCAGGUUUUGAGGGAGCAUGGACAUCUAAUCCCCUUAUGUUCGACAACUCUUACUUCAAGGAGCUUUUGAGUGGGGAGAAAGAAGGCUUGAUCCAGCUUCCAUCAGACAAAGCUCUGCUCGAGGAUCCCAUCUUCCGCUCCUACGUAGAAAAAUAUGCUGCUGACGAGGACGCCUUCUUUCAAGACUAUGCUGAAGCUCAUAUGAAGCUCUCUGAGCUUGGAUUUGCGGAUGCUGAGUAAACUAUAUGAUGGGUGAUCUGUGCGAAUUAUCAAAUUAUGGUUACUUUAUUUUUGGGGCUAUCCUUUUUUUUAGUUCAGUGCAUGUGGUUUGCUUUGCUUGUGUGUAAUCGCAUCACAUCAAUAAAUAGUUUGGUCGUGUGUUCCAAUUCUUAAAGGAGUUAAAGUUCUAUACAGAAACGAAUAUAUGUAACAUGUUUUAAUGCGUGAGACCUUUUGGAUUUGGAAUUAGGUGAUGGCUGAAAAAUUAGUAGAUGGUA
Messenger RNA from Salvia hispanica, 1067 nucleotides. It is a transcript of the gene APX2, whose product is annotated as ascorbate peroxidase 2. Gene Ontology annotation, molecular function: heme binding; peroxidase activity. The record is from RefSeq and is a predicted model, not a curated record. Gene Ontology annotation, cellular component: chloroplast. Gene Ontology annotation, biological process: cellular response to oxidative stress; response to reactive oxygen species; hydrogen peroxide catabolic process. NCBI's taxonomy places the organism in Eukaryota, Viridiplantae, Streptophyta, Magnoliopsida, Lamiales, Lamiaceae.